CUCUGCUUCUCUUUCGUCCGCGGCCGCCGCCUCCUCCUCCUCCUCCUCAGUCUCCUCUCUCUCUUCCCAUUUGCGAUGGCGCCGUCUAAGCCCAGGAGCAAGAGCCGGAACCCUCUCCUUAUUCCCGGCAUCGGAAAGUUCUCGCGUUCCAAGAUGUACCACAAGCGCGGCAUCUGGGCUAUAAAGGCGAAGCACGGCGGGACCUUCCCUCGCCACGACCCCAAGCCCGCUGCUCCUGAGCCGGCGUCGAAGAAGCCCCCAAAAUUCUACCCCGCUGACGAUGUCAAGACCCCCGUGCCCAAUCGCCGCAAGCCCAAGCCAGCAAAACUCAGAGCCAGCAUUACCCCAGGAACGGUUCUCAUCCUCCUCGCGGGCAGGUUCAUGGGGAAGAGAGUGGUUUUCCUUAAGCAGUUACCUUCCGGAUUACUUCUUAUCACUGGCCCUUUCACUGUUAAUGGGGUACCCUUAAGAAGGGUUAAUCAAGCUUAUGUUAUAGCUACUUCAACUAAAGUUGACAUAUCUGGUGUCAAUGUUGAUAAGUUUGAUGAUAAAUACUUUGCAAAGGAUAAAAAAAAGGCGUACAAGAAAAGCGAAAGCUCAUUUUUUGAGACUGAGAAACAGGAAAAAAAGCUGCCUCAACAGAAGAAAGACGAUCAGAAGGCGGUUGACACUCCACUCAUUAAGGCUAUUGAAGCAGUGGAGUAUUUGAGAGGUUACCUCGGGACAAAAUUCACCCUCAGGUCUGGAACGAAGCCUCAUGAGCUACAAUUUUAAAUGGUAGUUUGAUUGUUAUGUGUCUUUCUUUGCAUGAAGCAUAAUUUUAUGGAGUUUGUAACUGACUUUAAUUUCCUUUGCGUUCUUACUCAAGUAAGAUUUUUGCUGUCAGGAUCACUUGGUUAUCUACUAGACUGUUAUAAAUUUUAUCCUUCAUGAUCUGUUUGGAUUAUAUUCUAUUCAAUCAUAUCUGUCUUUAUUCAUUUUA
Molecule: messenger RNA, 982 nt
Organism: Zingiber officinale
Lineage: Eukaryota; Viridiplantae; Streptophyta; Magnoliopsida; Zingiberales; Zingiberaceae
Product: 60S ribosomal protein L6-like
Exons: 4
Coding region: 76-774 (232 amino acids)
Biological process (GO): cytoplasmic translation; ribosomal large subunit assembly
Cellular component (GO): cytosolic large ribosomal subunit; ribosome
Molecular function (GO): structural constituent of ribosome; RNA binding
Source: RefSeq, a predicted model, not a curated record